GAGGGACUAGAGAGCGGGAGACGGACAGGGCUUGCUUUGGUUUGACCAGCCGGGUUCCACGGUCGCCGUGGACGACGAUAUGAAGACGAAGACUCUGAACAAUUCAAUGCAGCGGAGACAACGGUGACUGUCCACACAAAAUAACGCGUUUCGGAUGCGUGUCGUGUUUUAAUUUGAACAGAGUCGACUCCAUCGAAAAACACCGGUACGCCUACCUUUAAUCGUCUCGACAUUGGACAUGUUUUUUAUCGACUUUAUGGGUUUCCUCGGGUCAGCUGUCCUCUGAACCGUACGUUGUGUUCAGCCAACAAUUGUAUCAUGUUUCAUAAUUGAACCACUAUCUAUAAAUAAUAUAACCAUGUCGGGGGAUAUUAGUUUACAUAAAUUGGUAGACUUAUCUAUCGGUACACCGGACAUCGGGGUGGUCAACUUCAAUGCGCUACACACUCUUCUCCACGCGAUUCUGGACCACCUGAAAAUCCAAACCGUAACCAUCAAUUGGACCAGAGAGGAGGAAUGUGUGGGCAAGACCUUGACGGCUCCCCCCCAGGAGCAGAACCAGUCCGCUCCCGGGUACCAGGACCUGGAGGACAAGCUGCGCCGUAUCGAGACGCAGAUCGCCCUUGUGGAAAACCUCCCCUCCAGUACCGAGCUGUUGGACCGGAGCUCCGCCUCCGCCACGCCGGUGAACGACAUGUGGCAGCUGAUGCAGCUCCGCCGCCAUAUCCAGACCAACGAGGACGGGGUUUCCAAGUCUUUCUCGCUGGUCCAGGACCUCUUGCUGGAGAUCCAGGAGCUGAAGGAGUCCAGAGACCAGCUGAAGGAGAAGGUGGAGGAGCAGCACACUGCCCUGGAGAAGGUGAACUCGGCCCUUCAGGAGGACCACGCCACGACGUUGGAGGAGUGCUGCCACCGUGUGGAACAACUGGAGACCGCAACGAGGUCUCUGGAGGAGAGGGUGGAGCGGUGCCCCAGCCCAGUGGUGCUGGAGAACACGGUGACGUGGGAGGUCCUGCAGUCAGCACUGCUCUCCGAGCGAGAAGACCUCCACACAAAUCGGUUGCAGGAACUCUCCGCCGGGGCGAAGGGCCCCGUGACGGACCCCCCCAGCCCCGCGGGCCCGGGCCUCCCGCCUUCCCCCAGCCCCCCACCGACCCUGCCGCCCCAACCACCGCCCCCUAGCGGCCAGGUCCCGGGGGGUAGUGCGGCGGUGGGCUUCCCCGAGACGCUGGAGGCUCUGAGGGUGGUGGGCCGGCUCAGCGAUCGCCAUGGCGACCUGGAGGAGCGCGUGGAGACCCUGGAGGCGGAGCUGGCAAGGCUCGAUGACCUCGCUAAGCACGCCGGCGGGGCGGCGGGGUCCCAAGCAGGGUCCCAAGAUCCAGCAGAAGACCUGUUGGAGCAGAUGAAACACCUGAGAUCCCAGGUGGAGGGCCUGGCCAGCGACAUGGAGAAGAGCGCCAUUCAGAAUAAGAUCACCCAGCUCCAGGCGGAGUUUGACAGGCUUCGCCAAACAACGCAACACCUGCUGGAGAACCACGACGAGAAACAAACACACCUCCAGAAACUGUACAAGUCCAUGAAGGUGCUGGAGGAGCAGAAGGCGGACAAGCAGCUGCUGGAGACGGAGAUCCAGAUCAAGGCAGAUAAGUGUGCGUUGGAGAGCAAGGUGAGCCUGGUGCAGCUGGACGCGGCGACGGAGCAGCUGAGCACCAUGUUCCACAACCUCCUCUCCAAGGUCACGGGUCAGGAGCAGGACUGGCACAAGGUCAUGGACCGCCUCUCCAGCGAGAUGGAGGGCAAGCUCAACCGGAUGGAGCUUGACUCGAUGAAGAAGCAGCUGGAGGACCGCUGGAAGAACAUCCGCAAGAAGAUCAAGUCUCCCGAACACGAAGACAACGCCGCUGGCCUCACAAGACAGCUGGUGGCCAGGUUCCACUGCAUCUCGUGCUCGCGCCCAGUGGAUAUGACUGCACCUGGGCGCGUCCCUGGGAUCGGGGACUACGGCUACGUCACCAUGUCCCGCCCCUGCGGGGGUCACCACACCGUCACCCAGCCCAUCCGGCGCUCCGCCCGCUUCCAGCACCUCAGGCACUUCUACCAGGCGGAGACGGAGGCCCUGCCCGUGCACCCCGCCGAGCUCAAACUACAGGGAGAGGAGGAUAUCCUAGGAUUGGCCGGACAGAUCUACAAGGGUCGCCUCACCGCCAAGGGCCCCCGGACCACGGACCAACACCUGCCCAGCCUCUCGCCCAGAGAGAGCAUGAGUAAAAGUGGAGACGGCCGAGUUCAGCGUUCCAAGUCCCAGAUGUCCUGUACCGCCCCGGGACCCGGCUCCGGAGCUCCGACCCGCCCACAGAGCACCAGGGCAGGCCGCCGUCGCAUCGGUUCUGCUGGUUCGGGGCGGGCUUGGCCGGUGUCUGCGGCGGACGACCUGGGUUCACUAGCGCAGAGCAGCGGAGAGCUACAGCGCCGGGCCACCGUCACCGAGCUCCAUGUUGACCUCCGACCCCCUGAUGAGGAGGGGCCUGGGACCAACCUGUAGGCGGGGGUUGAGUGGUGGAGUGGUGUGUGUGUGUGUGUGGGGGGGCUGCAGUGUUGUGAUUAAAAUAUAAAAACUGUUUUUUAAAGGUUUUUAAAUAAACUGCACCAGAAGACUUUUCUCCAGGAGAAU
Molecule: messenger RNA, 2671 nt
Organism: Gadus chalcogrammus (walleye pollock)
Lineage: Eukaryota; Metazoa; Chordata; Actinopteri; Gadiformes; Gadidae
Exons: 15
Coding region: 359-2542 (727 amino acids)
Source: RefSeq, a predicted model, not a curated record